This is a messenger RNA of Knipowitschia caucasica, 3030 nucleotides long. Lineage: Eukaryota; Metazoa; Chordata; Actinopteri; Gobiiformes; Gobiidae. The record is from the annotation of a GenBank genome assembly.
AUGUCAGGUGCUGGGGGAGGAAAGCGUCCCAUGGGCGGGGACAGCCCCCCUGGCCCACCUGAAAAGAAGAGCAAGAAGGAGGAGAAGACCACCACCACUCUGAUUGAACCCAUUCGAAUAGCUGGUGUCUCCUCAACGGAGGAAAUGGACAUGAAGGUAAUCCAGUUUAAAAACAAAAAGCUGUGUGAGCGUCUGGAGCAGAGGCAGGCGAUGGAGGACGAGCUGCGUGAGAAGAUAGAGAAACUGGAGAAGAGACAGGCCACCGAUGACACCACUCUACUCAUUGUCAAUCGCUACUGGUCACAGUUGGAGGAAAACAUGCAUGUUCUGCGAAAACAAAUAGAGCCAGCACCACCAGCCCCGGCUCCAAUCUCUGCUCCAGUCUCUGCUCUGGUUCCUGCUUCGGCUCCAAUGGAAGAAGAUGGCAUUAACCUGGUGUCACCAACUGCUUCUGCGCCUCUGCCUCCAUUGCCAGAAGGACUGAAUGUGACAGAGCAGCCGGAGCCACCACAAGAUGAACCCAAGGAGGAAACGCCACAUCAACCUCCGCCUCCCGAAUCAACAGGAGAACAAUCAGUGCCCAUGGAGCUGCAGCAAGCAGCAGAUCCACUUCCACCCCCUGUUCCAAUCAGUGAGAAUUCCAAGACAUUCCUUACAAUAUUGGAGCACAGCAGUGAGGAGGAGCUGUCACUCCAUCUUCAAGACCGUAUGAAGUUUAGCAAAGAUGUUGUUGGAAGCUUGGUGUGUGUCUUUGACAGACUACACAAUCGUAUCGAUGAUAUGUGCAAGAGGAUCCAGGCCGAAGGCAAGUGCCAAACCAUCUCCGACACACACCAUGUUUCCCAAGACGAUAUCCGGACUGAAACCUUGAAUUCAAAUCGAAAGCUCCACGAGGAGUGUGGGCGCCUCAGGGACGUGGCCACUCAUCUGCAAGGCAGACAUCAUAAGAUGUCGAUGGAGUACAAUGAGUGGGUAGAUAAAGUGACCAGUGCAGAGACCAAAGUGACGGAGAUGCAGACCACUGUAGAAGACUUACAGUGGGACACAGAGAAGCUGAGCAACAGGGAACAAAAGCUGAACAAGCAUCUGGCAGAAGCCAUGGAGCAGCUGAAGUCUGGAUACAGCAGCACUGGGAGCUCUGGAGUGUUACCUGGUGGCCAGAUCACUUUAAAUAUUCAGAAGUUUGAGAGUCUUAAUGCAGAGCUGGAGCACAACCAGGAGCUGGCAAACAGCCGAAUGGCAGAGUUGGAGAAGCUUCAGGUAGAGCUUCAAGAGGCCGUUCGAGAGAGUGAAAAACUCAAGAUGGAUCUGCGCAACAUUCCAGAGGAGGUUGUGAAGGAGACCACCGAAUACAAAUGCCUCCAGUCUCAGUUUUCGCUGCUGUACAAUGAAUCUCUCGGUGUGAAGACUCAGCUGGAUGAGGCCCGAGCCCUUCUGCUCACGGCCAAGAACGCCCACCUCCGUCAGAUCGAGCACAUGGAGAGCGACGAGUUAUCUCUUCAGAAGAAGCUGCGGACAGAGGUCAUUCAGCUCGAGGACACUUUGGCCCAGGUCCGCAAAGAAUAUGAGAUGCUUCGAAUUGAGUUUGAACAGAAUCUAGCUGCCAAUGAACAAGCAGGACCAAUCAACAGAGAAAUGCGACACUUGAUCAGCAGUCUACAGAACCACAACAUGCAGCUGAAAGGGGACGUGCAGCGCUUCAAACGGAAACUAAGAGAGACACAGAUGGAGAUCAAUAAGUUGCGCUGCCAGAGCGGAGACACCGGGGUCCUCAUCCUCGAGGACAGCACGUCCGACAGCAGCGACGUCAAGAAGGAGGAGGAGGACGACCAGGAGGAAGAGGAGGAGCGGAGGAAAGAGCUGGAGAGACAGCGGGCGAGAGAGCGGGAGCGAGAGAGGGAGGUGGAGCGAGAGAGAGAGAGGGAGAGGGAGCGGGAGAGACAGCGCAGCGACGAACUCAAGAGGAACUCCGACACGUUGAAGAUGCUCCGAGUGGAUCUCAAAAAAGCUCAGGAGUCCCAGAAGGAGAUGAAGCUGUUAUUGGACAUGUACAAAUCUGCUCCAAAGGAACAAAGGGACAAAGUGCAGCUGAUGGCGGCCGAGCGCAAGUCCAAAGCAGAGGUGGAGGAGCUGCGGAUGCGCGUGCGUGAUCUCGAGGAAAGAGAGAGAAAGGAGAGUAAGAAAUUGGCCGACGAAGAUGCGCUGAGGAAGAUCCGAGUGGCUGAGGAGAUGAUAGAGCAUCUCCAGAAGAAACUGGCUGCGACUAAACAGGAGGAAGAGAACCUGUUGAGUGAGAUGGACGUGACGGGCCAGGCGUUCGAGGACAUGCAGGAGCAGAACAGCAGACUCCUGCAGCAGCUACGGGAAAAGGACGACGCCAACUUCAAACUCAUGAGCGAGAGAAUCAAAUCAAACCAAAUCUACAAAUUACUGAAGGAGGAGAAGGAGGAGCUGGCAGACCAGGUCCUCACUUUUAAAACCCAGGUGGACGCACAGCUGCUGGUGGUGCAGAAGCUGGAGGAGAAGGAGGGCGUUCUCCAGAGCACGCUGGCGGCGCUGGAGAAGGAGCUGGCCGUGCGCACACAGGCUCUGGAGCUCAACAAGAGGAAGGCGGUGGAGGCGGCGCAGCUGGCAGAGGACUUGAAGGUGCAGCUGGAGCACACUCAGGCCAAGCUCAAAGAGAUCCAGGUUUCUGUGGCCGAGAACCGCUCUGCGAGAGAGCGGGAGAGCAGCAACCUGAAGAGAGCUCAGGAGGAUCUGUCACGGCUCAGGAGGAAACUGGAGAAACAGAAGAAAGUGGAGGUCUACUCUGAUGCAGACGAGAUUUUACAAGAGGAGAUUAAUCAGUAUAAGGCCAAGCUGAGGUGUCCCUGCUGCAACAUGCGAGAUAAGGAGACCGUUCUCACAAAGUGUUUCCACGUUUUCUGCUACGAGUGCCUGAAGAUGCGCUACGACACGCGGCAGAGAAAGUGCCCCAAGUGCAACUGUGCCUUCGGAGCCAAUGACUUUCACCGCAUCUACAUCACCUGA